Messenger RNA from Endocarpon pusillum Z07020, 2394 nucleotides. RefSeq lists its product as uncharacterized. Lineage: Eukaryota; Fungi; Ascomycota; Eurotiomycetes; Verrucariales; Verrucariaceae. The record is from RefSeq and is a predicted model, not a curated record. The coding region runs from base 1 to 2394 and encodes 797 amino acids. The transcript has 2 exons.
AUGGUGGCCUUAUGGCGUUGUGUCCUUGGGCUCGGGGCUCUUCUGAGCCUGAGCCUGAGCCCCAGCCCGGUCUCCGCCGUCAAGAUGCUCUACGACGACAGCCUUCCCGAGGAUCUCGAUGCGGCAUGUUCUGCGGCCCUCAUGGCCGAUAUCGCUUGCGAUCGUCUCGUGCCGGCCCUCCGCCAUGACUUCUACUACCCUCCUGCCACGCUGACCCGCAUGUGUACCGCUGGCUGCGCUUCUGCGCUCCAGUCGUGGGAGAGCUCGGUCCGGUCUGCCUGUGGCAACGACAUUGUCAUUCCUGCCGAGGAUGACCUUGACGCAUCACCCAUUGUGAUCCCGGCCAGCCGCCGGUACAUCUACAGCUUCACGUGUCUCAAGGAGAACGAUGUCUUCUGCGGCCCCGUUGCGGCAUUGACAGCUUUCUUCACCAAUCCUGGAGUUUCCGUCUUCAACUACAUCAACGAACUUCCCGAGGGCGCCGUUAAGCCCGCGGAUUGUGACCCGUGUCUCGCAGCCAGACUGCGCCUGCGAUCUGGGUCGCCCUACUUUGACGGCCCCGUCGUGGCCAGCGAGUCCAUCUACCAAACCCUGACGUCCAGCUGUGGCAUCACGGGCAAGCCUGCUACCACAUCUACCAUCGACUAUUUCACCAGCCAGCCGGAGCCCACCGAGUCAGUCUGCACCGGCACCAUGUACCAGAUCCAGGGCGGUGAUGAUUGCUAUAGCAUCUCUAAGGCUCAGAGUGUCGGUACAGCCUGGAUGCUGUCUGACAACCACCUCGGUGCUUAUUGUUACGAGUUCCCAACUUCGGGUAGUCUCUGCAUCACCAACACGUGCAAAACUGUCACGGUAGCAGUCAACACGACGUGCAAAGCCAUCGCUACGGCUGCGAACAUCACAGAGCCACAGCUGCUGGCUUGGAAUCCUGUCAUCAACCCGGUCUGUUCCAACCUCGACAUGAUGAACGGCACCACGCUUUGCAUCGAACCACCCGGACCCAAGCUGCCACCCGCCCAGACGACGGAUGUUCCUCCGGUGACGCCUACCACUGCUGCUCCGAUCCCCUCCAAUACUGCCAUUGGAUCUGACAAGCCCUGCGGCCGCUGGUACGAGGUCGAGGCCGGCGACUACUGCAACCUGGUGACUCUCAAGUUUGCCAUUUCUCUUGAUGACUUCAUGUUCCUCAACACAGGCAUCAACUCCAACUGCACCAACCUCUUUGCCAAGGAGAGCUACUGUAUCAAGGCGGUCGGUGACAUCAACAACUAUCCCGGCCGUCCCGGAGAUGUCUCCGUCACCAUUGACCCCAACGAGUUUUUUACCGGCGUCCCCUUCACCAUGUUGCCCAACGCCACCAUGACCCUGGAUCCAAGACCGACCCAGCUCCCGUUGGCCACCGGCGUCCGCGACGACUGCUCCUUCUACUUCAAGGGCGAUGAGUACCAGUACUCGCCUGACGUGUUCGGCUACUGGAACAGCAACUGCGAGAUUGCAGCGUCCAACUACAACGUCGACUUUGACAGCUUCGUCGCCUGGAACUCGCUCACGACAAACGUCAUGGACCCGGCAUGCGUGUUCCAGGUCGGCCUGCGGUACUGCGGCUCCUGGGGUCUGCCACCCAUACAAACCACCACCGAGGAGCCCGAGCCCACCGGGACCGGGACCGGGCCCCAGCCGCCAGCGGCCACGCACGAGGGCCAGCCGGAAGAUUGUGACGGCUGGCACGUCGUGUCCAGCAGUGACUCGUGCCAGUCCGUCGCCGACAACGCCGGAAUUUCCCUUGCGACGUUCCUCGAGUGGAACCCCGCCGUCAGCGACGACUGUACCGAGAACUUCUGGCUCGGACAGGCGUACUGCACGCACAGGGAGGGCCAGGGCAUCAGCAUCACGGCCUCGCAGUCUGCUUCGACCACAGCGUCGACGACGACCAAGCCUACCGCCCCGGCUCCCACGCACACCGGCCAACCUGCCGACUGCAACAAGUGGGACGUCGUGGUAAGCGGCGACAGCUGCGGGUCCAUGGCCACGGACAACGGUAUUACCGUGGACCAGUUCUAUGCUUGGAACCCGGCGGUAUCCCAGGACUGCGUGACAAAUUUUUGGCUGGGGCAGGCAUACUGCGUCGGCCGAUCUAGUGUCGGGGGUACCCCUACUACGACGUCGUCGCAACCAACGACAGCGAAGCCGACGGCGCCCGCGCCGACGCAUACCGGCCAGCCGGCUGAGUGUAACAAGUGGGAUGUUGUGGAGAGCGGCGACGGCUGCGCGUCCAUAGCCAGUGACAACGGCAUCACACUUGAUCAGUUUUAUAGCUGGAACCCGGCCGUCUCGAGGGAUUGCGUGACAAACUUCUGGCUUGGCCAGGCGUACUGUGUUGGCGUUUCUAGCUAG